Molecule: messenger RNA, 1749 nt
Organism: Exophiala oligosperma
Lineage: Eukaryota; Fungi; Ascomycota; Eurotiomycetes; Chaetothyriales; Herpotrichiellaceae
Exons: 6
Coding region: 1-1749 (582 amino acids)
Source: RefSeq, a predicted model, not a curated record
AUGAGGGCUUUGUCACUUUUUGUUGCUGUGGCGCUCGAUGUAUUGCUUGCAAGUGCUGAUGAUAUCAAGCGUGCUAAGGUUCAUGCUCGAGAUGUAUGCAUUGACUGCCACACAAAUGUAUCCUCUCCAGGCGGUGGUGGUGCUCGUGGGAUCUGGUGGACUGACAAAUGCACCAAGUUGGCCGCCGUGACAGCUAUGCCAUUGCAAUGUGCAGACCUGGAUGUGCCUCUCGACUACACUCAGCCAGGAUUGGAGAACUUGACUCUGACACUGGUCAAAGUUGCCGCGGUCAACCGGCCCGUGAAAGGAAGUAUCAUUUUCAAUCCCGGGGGUCCAGGAGGAAGUGGUAUUCAAACCGUGAUCGCAAAUGCGCGUUCAUGGCUAACUUUGACUGGUGGUCACUACAACCUUCUCGGUUUUGAUCCAAGAGGUGUAAACAAUACCUUGCCUUACUCGUGUAACAUGCCAGGAGGCGCAUGCAAGACUUUGAGCCCAGCAUCACCACUGGCCAAUGCCUCUGAUGUGGCAAUUGGACAAAGAUUUGCGGCUUCGAACAUAAGAUCUUCACGUUGCCUCAACAGGACCGGAGAUGUCGGACGUCUGCUCGGAACGGCCUUUGUUGUUCGCGAUAUGGUCCAGAUCAUUGAUGCUCUCAACGAAGAUGGCCUGCUUCGAUACUAUGGUUACUCAUGGGGGACUUUACUGGGAGCAACCUUCGCCGCCAUGUACCCUGAAAGAGUAGAUAAAAUGGUGCUUGACGGUAACGUCAAUGUGCACGAGUACUAUUCAGGCUGGGAAAUCCAAAGCCCGAUCAACAUGGACGACACUUACGAUGCCAUCUUCUCAGGUUGUGUGGCGACUCCGACCGUCUGUCCGCUGGCCGAGUUAUACUCGACUGCCAAGCAGAUGCAAUCAGUUGUUGAUGACUUCCUUGUAGCGCUCAAGUACAAUCCGGUUCCCUAUAUUUCUAGUCAAGGCCUUCAGACGGCCACGUACGGCAAGGUCAAGACAGCCAUCGUUUUGGCACUAUACAGUCCCUCCAACUGGCCUCAACUGGCGCAGGGGUUCAUAGAGAUGCUCUCUUGGAACUUCACCGGCUUCUUCGAUGUCGCUUCAUCCUGGUACGCCGGCCCAGAUGAUGGAGACGAUGAUCUCAGUGCCGCAAUAACUUGCGGGGAGCAGGCGUUUCGUGCAGACAGUGUUCAAGACCUUAAACCACUCCUCGACGCGAUAACUGCGUCGAGCAGAUUCGGUGGUCUGGACUUCGGUACCGAUAAUGCGUUUGCCUGUUCGACUUGGAGACAGGAAGCGAAAGAGGUUUACUCGGGCGACUUUCGGGUCAAGACUCAUUUUCCGGUGUUGUUCAUCGGGAACACGUACGAUCCUGUGACACCAUUGGCAUCGGCUCUGAACACCAGUGCGGGAUUCGAAGAAAGUGUCGUACUUCAACACAACGGAUACGGGCACACUUCAAUUGCACAGCCUUCGUUAUGUACAGCAAAGGUCAUUCGUGCUUACUUUAACGACAGUAAUCUCCCUCCACCUGGCGAAAUCUGUCAGCCAGAGCUUCCAUUGUACUCUGAAAACAUCGGAAUAGGUGAUUGGACCGGCUUGAGCAAUCGGACUACGGCCGGAGCAGCUGUAAUUCAGUCGAAUGUGGAUGAUGGUCUCACACUUUUGACAGCAGUGUCAGAAAUCGCGGCUGCAACCUCGCCGCGGUAUAGGAAACACGGCCUCAGACUCCCCUAA